Molecule: messenger RNA, 1079 nt
Organism: Linum trigynum
Lineage: Eukaryota; Viridiplantae; Streptophyta; Magnoliopsida; Malpighiales; Linaceae
Source: the annotation of a GenBank genome assembly
CAAGAGGCGGCUGCCUUCACUCUCCCUCUCUCUCUCUCGGCCGAUUCUCCCGUCCUCUCUAGAACCAACCAAAAACCCUAACCCGCCAUCUUCUCACCUCGCCUCGCCUUUCUCUUCCAGAGAACAAAAAGAAACCCUAGCCUAAUCAAAACACGCCGCCGACAUCCUCCCAAUAGUCCAGAUCAGAGGUGAAUAAAGCGCCUCUUUCUCACCUCUUCCUCCUCGUCUUCAACCUCCACAAAAGCCUCCCUCUCUCCCUUUUCGAUUUGCCUAAAAGACCACUCACACUAGACGAAAUCAACCGAGAUGGCCUCGAUCUAGGUAAGAUCGAAACAUGCACUGUCUUUUUAUUUGUUUUAGGCGAUUUUUAUUGUGCUUCGGCUAAUUUUUCUUUCGUUUUCCUUUUUUUUUCGGAAAUCGACUCGAACCAAAGCGGGACUCUCGCCUGUUCGCCUAGUAUCUCAACCUGACCUUCUUCACCAAAACGAUGGCGACGAGGGGUGACUCUUACCCUCUGGCGAGGACGGCGUCUGAAAGGGGCCUACUGGCCUCGAACCUUACUGCGGAGACAAGACGGCGAACUCGCCGUCAUGAAUCCCCGUUUAAGGUUCUUGGUCUGGUUUUGGCCAAAAAUGAUGAUCAAUGGGGACCCAGACAGCCUCAAUUGGCAAGGCCUCCAAUUCUGAUUGGUGCCCAAAAGAAAAAGGAAGAAGUCUUUUUUAUUCAUUCUUAAUUCCUUGUCAAAUGUAAUAAUUAUUAGUUGUACAUUUGUACUUUGUAAUUAUGCAUGUAAUUAUUUUUGCGACUUGUAAUUAGAAUGAUCAUGUAUUUAUUGUAUGGCCCAACUAUUCAAUUGAUUGUUCCCACCCAAUUUGCUUACUUUUUCUCCAAUUGUGACCCAUAUCCCAACUUCUAAGUAAGUAGUUCCCAAUUAUGAACUUCGACCAAUAUUGACCAAUAUUAGUAAGUUUACUAUGGUCUUCCUAUCUCAUUUGACCAAUUUCAAACCUAUGUCAAUCAUACUAGUAUGAGUCGUGACGGCAUACUAUUGUUAUUCUAAAUAAAGCGAAUUUGGUAGC